Messenger RNA from Chironomus riparius, 892 nucleotides. The record is from the annotation of a GenBank genome assembly. Lineage: Eukaryota; Metazoa; Arthropoda; Insecta; Diptera; Chironomidae.
AUAGAUCAUUUUAAGCUUGACUUUAAUCGAGUCUACAAGUUUUUUUAAAUUUGAAUUAAAAUGCUGGAAAAAGUUCAUCUUUUAUUAAUUUUGUCCAUUUCUGGAGCUCUAGCAAACACUCCAAUAGUUCCAGACAUCAAUGAAAUAAGAGAUUCAAUCAAACCAUACCUGCCAGAGGGUAUCUCCUUACCAGAAAUGAAUUCAACGCAGAUUGAGGAAGGACUACAGAAAUUAACUGAUGCCUUAAAGCAGAAAUGUUUGGAAGCUUCUGGAAGUGACACUGCUUAUGAUGAUGCUUCGGCUGCAGCAUCAACAUUCUCUGAGUGUAUCCAAAAUCUUUUAGAUUUCAGCAAUAUUGAGGAGGAAAUUGAAAAAGCGAAGCCAACUGGUGAUUUGGAUAUUGUUUUUGGAAAAUAUUGCAUCAAAAAGAUUCCAUCACUUGACUGUCUUGAAACAUUCGCAAAUGCUACAAGUCCAUGCCUUAAUGCAGAAGAAAAAGCUUUUAAGAAUGUUUUCAUUAAAAUGGCAAAAAGAAUUUUGGACUUUGUCUGUCAUAACAAUGGAAAUCAAAUUGCACUUUUUAUAGCUGAAAGUGGACCGGAAUGCUUUAGAUCUAAAGCAAAUAAUUUAGUGACGUGCUUUAAUAAAACUUUCGACAAAUACAAUCUUAUGUCCUUUGAAACACCUCCGACAUUCAAAAUAUCUCAAGAAAAUUGUGGAGACAUAAAAAAAUUUGAAAAUUGUGUUGUUUCGGAAUUGGAGAAAUGUCGAGAAAGUACGUCAGCUAACUUGGCUGAAGCAAUGUUUAGAUAUGUCAAGAAAGAAACUGUUUGUAAAAAUUUUUAAUUGUGAUUAAAAACAGAAAAUAAAGUUUCGUGAUAAUGAGUUCAUU